Messenger RNA from Penicilliopsis zonata CBS 506.65, 1076 nucleotides. RefSeq lists its product as hypothetical. The record is from RefSeq and is a predicted model, not a curated record. Bases 1 to 945 code for a protein of 314 amino acids. Gene Ontology annotation, molecular function: oxidoreductase activity, acting on the CH-OH group of donors, NAD or NADP as acceptor. Lineage: Eukaryota; Fungi; Ascomycota; Eurotiomycetes; Eurotiales; Aspergillaceae. The transcript has 3 exons.
AUGAACACAAAGCAGAACAUCGAGACCAACUUCACCAGCCGGGUGCAUCGUACGGCGUACCCGACGAUCGCGCUGUCGCGCCCCGCCCUCCGCCAGGACGGCAAGACCGUGCUGGUCACCGGGGGCGCGACGGGGAUCGGGUUCAGCAUCGCCAAGAGCUUUGUGCAGGCCGGGGCAGCCAAGGUGAUCCUUGUCGGGCGGCGCGCUGCCGUCCUCGAGACGGCCGUGGCGGCCCUAAAGCCCGAAGCUGCCGGCUGCGAGGUCCUCGCGAUGCCCUGCGACCAGGGAGACCACGCCGCCGUACGGGCGCUGUGGGCGGCGCUCCGCCGGGACGAAUGCACUAUCGACACGCUGGUGCUUAACGCUGUGGACUUCACUGAUGGGAAGCCCCUGCUGGAGCUGGGCGCUGAGUCUCUAUGGCACUCGUAUGAGGUCAACGUGCGCGGGCUGCUCGACAUGGUCGAGGGGCUGCAUCAGCAGCCUCAUCGUGGAAUGGUAAUCCUCCUAAAUGUCAUCCAUGUCUCCUCGCAGGCCCUAAACAUGCUAUACAAGUCGCAGCUGGCCCCUUCAGCUCUGUACCCUACAUACGGAUUGACCAAGAAUGCAGGCACGAUGCUGCUUCAGCAGAUCGCCAAGGACGUCUCCCCGGACGUGAUACAGAUCAUUAGCUUCCACCCAGGGCUUAUCCAUAAUGAUCAGUGGGCGAAGAUGGGGGUCAAGAAGACCGACCUCCCGUUUGACGAUGACUCUCUGCCCGGCUCCUUCGCCGUCUGGGCAACGACCGAAGAGGCGCGCUUCCUGCACGGCCGCUUCGUCUGGGCUUCCUGGGAUAUCGACGAGUACUCGCAAGGGGAGACCCGGCGCCUGCUGCAGACGGACGACUUCCUGCGCGUGGGGGUGGUUGGCUUGCGAGGAGCGUUUAAAGCUGACUGGAGUGCCAAGUGAUAUUAUAUAAACAUACUCCGGGUUAUCUCUGUUUGAAUGUCAAGGCGAGUGGGAUUGUGAGAUAAUAAUAGCGACCAAGUAUAUUGGUGAAUUCAAGUGGUAUUCAGUACUGCUUGUCAGAUAUAUAGCGG